AUGAUGAACACAGAGCCUCUGAUCCGCGUCACUGUCAUGGUGAAGCGAAGGAAGGGCAUGACGGAGGAGGAGUUCGACAAGUAUUGGGUUAACAACCACGGUCCUUUAGCCGCACCAUGGCUGAUGCGCCGCGGUAUCCUAAGAUAUGUCCAGUACCACACUACCUCCAAGCAUCGAAACCUAGCAAGGAAGAUGUCCGAAGCCUUUGGCCGUCCCAUCUUGGACUACGACGGGUCUGCUGACUUUUAUGUGCGUAAAUACGAGGAUUUCGAGGCGGCCUUCUUGGAUCCGGAGUACAAGGAGAGGAUCCGCCCGGACGAAGAAAAGUUGAUUGAUAUGGACGCCAUCGCCGUGACUGUGGGCGUUGAGUAUGUGGCAAUCGACGAUGGCAAGAUCAUGGAGCACCAUCUUAGAGAAUUCUAG
Thyridium curvatum is the source of this 423-nucleotide messenger RNA. RefSeq lists its product as uncharacterized. Gene Ontology annotation, molecular function: oxidoreductase activity. The record is from RefSeq and is a predicted model, not a curated record. Bases 1 to 423 code for a protein of 140 amino acids. NCBI's taxonomy places the organism in Eukaryota, Fungi, Ascomycota, Sordariomycetes, Thyridiales, Thyridiaceae. The transcript has 2 exons.